Molecule: messenger RNA, 450 nt
Organism: Aspergillus uvarum CBS 121591
Lineage: Eukaryota; Fungi; Ascomycota; Eurotiomycetes; Eurotiales; Aspergillaceae
Exons: 3
Coding region: 1-450 (149 amino acids)
Molecular function (GO): RNA nuclease activity; RNA binding
Source: RefSeq, a predicted model, not a curated record
AUGGGUGCAAAUGAUUCAGCUUCGGGUUGCUCACCUCUUCAAGCUCCGAGCGUAUUACGGACUCUCUUAUAUCACCGUCUCAGUCAUUCUCCUCUUUCCACUUAUAGGCCACCAUACCCAGUACCGGUCAACUGCGGUGGUCAGAAGUUCACCAGAGAUGAAAUCAAUGGUGCAACCAAAGAAGCCCUGAUGGUAGAGGAAGCCAGGGCGAAAAACCGCAAAGGAUACAACAAGUACCCGGAACGGUAUGAGAACCACGAGAAGCUCUUUGUCUCAACUAGUAACCCGUAUGAGUACCCUUUUACCUCUGGUGGCGUCUACUCUGGCAAUGAGUCGUCCCUCUUUCUUCCGUUUUUCGAUCAUUCGCAACCCCAAAGCACACAAUCAGCGAGGCUAAUUUUCUUCGGACAGAGGGCGAGCCGACAGUGGGUCUUUAUCGAGUGGUGGUAA